This is a messenger RNA of Apaloderma vittatum (bar-tailed trogon), 2372 nucleotides long. RefSeq names its product Rho guanine nucleotide exchange factor (GEF) 33 (gene ARHGEF33). The record is from RefSeq and is a predicted model, not a curated record. The transcript has 14 exons. Gene Ontology annotation, molecular function: guanyl-nucleotide exchange factor activity. Lineage: Eukaryota; Metazoa; Chordata; Aves; Trogoniformes; Trogonidae. The coding region runs from base 1 to 2364 and encodes 787 amino acids.
AUGUUAGGCCGAAUUUCUGUUGUAAAGUUGCAGGCAUUAGCCUCUGAGUUGAAGGCUGGUUUCACAGAAGCAAUGCAGGAGCUGUCACGAAUCCAGCAUGGUGAGUACGCCCUGGAGGAGAAGGUCAAGAGCUGCCGCUGUGCCAUGGAAGAGAAAGUGGCGGAGAUGAAGAAUUCCCUCAACACGUUCAAGGAGGAGCUCAGCGAUGCAAAGUCAAUGAUUGAAGAAAUCAGUGCCAAGCAGGAGGAAAUGCAACAGAAAAUUGAGCAGCUGCAGCAAGAGAAGCGACGGGAAUCACGGAAAAUGAAAGCUAAAAGAGCACAGAAGGAUGAUCAUGGGUCACAGACAGUGCCUACACCUCUCCAGGGCAGCCCAUUUCGAUCCAUUAACCUCCCAGAACCUGUGCUGAUCAAUGAAGAUUUUACAAGUCUUUUACACAAUGUGACUUAUGAAAAAGUGUCCGACACCAGGAUCAUGCCAAUGGGAGAAGGAAGUGUGAAAGUCGUAGCAGGGCCAGGAGCAGCCAUAGAGACAGAUGAUAGCCUCAAGCCUUCCUUGUCAACAGAGGGGCAGUCAAAAGUGCAUCUGCCAUCAACAGUGUGGAAGCAGCCCAAGGACACCAAGGACUGGGGAGAUGAAUACAUUUCCAAAGAGCCACCGGAGAGAGGGAAAGACAUGGGCCAAAGCAGAUACAGCUCAGCAGACAACAUUAUAUGUGAACCCUCUUUGGCUGCCAAGAGGCAGAACAUAGCUUUGGAGCUGCUGGAGUCAGAAAGGAAAUACGUCAUCAACCUUUCCCUGAUCCUGAAGAUCAAGGCCACGUUGCAAGGGCCAGAUGUGAAAAGGAGCACCAAAGAGAGAAGUUUCUUCCCCAAUUCUUUGCGCUACCUGGUCCAGCAACAUGUUGACUUACUUCACGCCCUACAAGAGCGAGUCCUGAGCUGGCCUCGACAAGGGAUCCUAGGAGACAUCUUCCUGAAGUUAACAAAUGAUGAGAAUAAUUUUCUGGACUACUAUGUUGCUUACCUGAGGGACCUACCAGAAUGCAUCUCUCUGAUCCAUGUGGUGAUCCUGAAGGAGGUAGAAGAAGAAAUCAAGUCUGAUCUCUACAUUCUAUUCUUCCAUAUAGUCCAGCGAAUUCCUGAAUACCUUAUUCAUCUACAGAAUGUCCUGAAGUUCACGGAGCAAGAGCAUCCUGACUAUUACCUGCUGCUAGUGUGUGUGCAGCGCCUCCGGGUUUUCAUCUCGCACUAUAGCCUCCUCUUCCAAUGCAAUGAAGACCUGCUUAUACAGAAGAGGAAAAAGCUGAAGAAGUCAUCCCUGGUGAAGCUGUACAAAGGUCUCACCUCCCAGUGUACAAGCCAGGAGGUUUCUCCAACACCCAGUGCGACAUCUAUCCGGGACAGCGGGAUCCACUCUGAAGAGACAAUACAGUCAUUCCCACCAGCACCUUCCUCUGGCACGACAACCCCGCAUCUGAUGCCCCAGAUGAAGAAAACUCCGCCAACUGUGAUGGAGAAUAUCCAGGCUGUAAAAUCUCCUGACUGGGAAAUGGAAAGCAGAAAACAUGAGAGGCCAGAGAACAUCCUUGCAUCCUCUCAGCUCACAGAGCAGGAACUCAAGGCUCUGACAGCCCCUUUACAAUCCAUCCCUGAAAUGGAGUACGAAGCACCACCGGCUGAUGCUGUGGGAAACACUGAGAGAGCCAUCAGGACCUCUGUGGAGCUGCUGCAGGAUGCGAGGAACUUUGUGCCAAGUUACGAAGAGUUUGACUACCCUGGGGAGGUUUUCACCAUGCCAGGUCCCUAUGAAGAUGACACCUUCCAAAACCUUGCUCUCUUUGAGAAUUGCUCCCCAGCCUCUUCUGAAUCUAGCUUAGACAUUUGCUUCCUCAGGCCCGUUAACUUCACGUCAGAACCGGAGAGGACAGAUCAUGCCUUACAGCCAUUGCCUAAGAGUUGCACUCCUGUGAGCAGCAGUACUUACAAGCGUGAGAUGUUCCACAGCAAAGGCAAGCAGCUGAGCCGAUCUCUGAAGGAGUUGCCAAGGAGUGCUGAGGGCGUGAGCACCAGACUCUACAGCACGCGGAGCAGCAGUGGGAGCCGGCUGCAGCAGAAGCAGGAGAGGAAUGUCCAGCCUCACAUGAUCUCAGCCUCAUCUCGAAGCUCCCAAAGGAGCUACUUCCCCCCACAAAGAGGAGCGGGUGAAAAACAGAGCUUUUUGGAAGAGCUCCAUGCAGAAGACAACACCAGGUUCUGCCAGAAGGAUGACAAUGAGCAAACAUCCUUCAGCGACCACAACCCACGGCACGAGCCCAAGGGGGGUUUCCGGAGCUCCUUCCGCAAGCUCUUCAAAAAGAAAUAAGCAGCCCC